CUCAAAGAAACAAGUACCAGUUCACUUUAGGAAUCACGAUCACGGAUUACAGUUUUCUGCAUGGAAGUUGGUGUUCGGAUUUUUAUCAUGAGAAGGGAAACUUCUGAAGUUUUUCUGCCUCAUGCCAGGACACUAAACUGAUUCCUUUUUGUUUUGUUCGAGUACUGUUAUUAUUAUUUAUCUAUAUUUCUAAGUUUGGAAACUGGACUGAUCAAAAGUUUUUAUAUUUUGGAAUAAUGAGUGACUUCUCCUGGAUUCAUCUUUAUUUGGGGAUUUAACUGCUGUUUUAUAAAAGAUUAUAUGGUACAUUUUACAAAAGAUAUGGAAUUUUCUUUGCGAAUUCACCUUCUUACAGCUUUUGUCUCCUGUGUUAAGGUUUAUGCUCAAGUGGUACAACCUGCAAAGCAUCCAGGCCUGCAGGUGUUGGCCUCCGCCUCACAUUAUUGGCCUCUCGACGCUGUGGAUGGAAUCCAUGAACUGUGGGACCAGAUUGGAAACAGACCAGGUUAUGUUAAUGGAAGUAACAUAACUCUCAGAAUCCACAACCACACUGUGCUACCUUCCUCCCAUAACUCUUCCUAUGUGUAUACCAAUGACUCUGCCUACACUAACAUUUCUGCAACAGUAGAUAUUGUUGAGGGAAUGGUCAACAAAGGCAUCUUUCUAAAUGGAGAUAAUGGCGGUACCUUUCUUCACUUUGGAAAGUACCAGAACUCUUGUAUUAGCGACCCUACAUGGUGUGGUCCUGAGGGGAUUACCUUCUCCUUUUUUUGGAAAAACCACGAGUCAGAGUCCCGUUUUGCUGUAGCCUCUGGAGGGAAAGUUAUCUCCAAUGGCUUCUCUAUCUUCACCAAUCCCUUUGGAGGAUAUGUUGAGUUUUACACUAGAGGCAACAACCAUAGAUGGAAGGCCAACAUCAGAGUCCCAGGGCCUUACUGGACCCACAUUCUCUUCGCAUGGACGAAAAAGGAUGGUCUGAAGGUCUACAUCAACGGGACCUUCACCGCUGGUGAUACAGCUGGCAGCGUCUCGGAGAACUAUGGUGAUCCCUAUCCUGACCUUGUCAUUGGAACUGGCAACAACAGGGCGUAUGGUCACUACGUAACCGGCGCCUUCGAUGAGUUUGUCAUCUGGGAAAGGGCCCUUUCUCCUUACGAGAUCUUCCUCUACUACAGUGCAGCCACAGGCCAGGCCAUGAUUUCUGCCACAACACCCAGAGUCUCCAAAGAAGUCACUUCAACUGCACCAACAGCUGGCGCCCCUGAAGUGAGUAAUCCUGCCGUCAGCGGCCAGCGAGAGGAGGUCCAGAGCUCCCAGGAUCCGGAGUCCUUGCCGGUGUUGGGCUUCCUUAAGGCGCUGCCCAAUAGGACCAUUCCUCACAACACUGCCAACAACCUCACACAGGCUUUUCUCAAAAGUGUGGAAGAAGUGCUGUCCUCUCCAGGGCUGCCAGAGCAGUCCAUCCCUGUGGUCAGCGGUCUGAUCGAGACCGUGGACAGAGUGAUGGAACACAUGGUGACUAACCUGGAGCCCAGCCCGAACUCCCUCAUUUCACUUGCUGGAACAUCUUCUGUUGCAGACUACUCUCUGAUGAAAUUCCUACAAAACUACAACCUGCCACAUUACCGCUUCCCCACACAGGGCAAGAGUUACAUCUCGGUGCCUGGAGAGGCUUUCGCCAUGCAGUCUCAAACCACCAUCGUUGGCCUCUUCUACCACAACAUGCACAACUACUACAAAGAGAUCAGCCCUGUCAAGACCAAGAUUAAUGCAGCAGCUGAUUUUAAGGAUUACAAGAUCCAAGUAGCAAGCUGUCUGAUCUCUCUGAAAGUGGAGCCUUCACCGGCCUUGUCAGUGAACCUCUCUGGAGCGCCAGUCAUCAAGAUUGUCCUCACCCACAUCCUGACUAAAGAACAGCAAGAGCAAGUCCUAAAUCAGAGCAAUAAAGUAUUCCUCUACUGCGCCUUCUUGGACUACAGUUCAAAUGAGGUAGUAUGGUCCAAUGAAGGUUGUGUACGCGCUGAUGGAAACAUGACGUACUCUGUGUGUUUGUGCAACCACCUCACCAACUUUGCCAUACUUAUGCAAGUGGUGCCAUUAAAGCUCACUACUGGCCACAGGGUGGCACUCUCAACCAUCGGUUAUGUUGGCUGUUCAAUUUCCAUCUUCUGUCUUGCCAUCACUCUGGUCACUUUUGCUGUUCUGUCGUCAGUGAGUACCAUCCGAAACCAACGCUACCACAUCCACGCUAACCUGUCCUUUGCCAUCCUGGUGGCUGAGAUCUUGCUGCUCAUCAGCUCUCGCUUCGAACCGGGCACGUUGCCUUGUAAGGUAAUGGCUGUCCUGCUUCACUUCUUCUUUCUGAGCGCCUUCGCCUGGAUGCUGGUGGAGGGCCUCCACCUCUACAGUAUGGUGGUCAAGGUGUUCGGCUCUGAGGGCAGCAAACACUUCUAUUACUACGGCAUUGGCUGGGGCUCUCCAUUGGUGAUAUGUGUGGUGUCCAUGACAUCAGCUCUGAACAGUUAUGGCGAGGUUGACAACUGUUGGCUGUCACUGACUAAUGGAGCCAUCUGGGCUUUUGUGGCACCGGCUCUGUUUGUCAUUGUGGUGAACAUUGGCAUUCUGAUAUCUGUGACAAGGAUCAUAUCUCGAAUCAGCGGAGAGAGUUACAGGGUUCAUGGAGAUGCUAAUGCAGUCAAGCUGACUGUAAAGGCAGUGGCUGUGCUCCUGCCCAUACUCGGCAUUUCCUGGAUCUUUGGCGUUCUCGCUAUCAACAGACACUCUUUGCCAUUCCUGUAUAUUUUUGCUGUAUUCAACUCGUUACAAGGGUUCUUUGUCUUCUUGUUUCACUGUCUUCUCAACUCUGAGGUCAGAGCUGCUUUCAAACACAAAACCAAGGUGUGGUCUCUUACUAGCAGCUCCAUCCGAAACGUCAAUGUGAAGCCAUUCAACUCAGACAUUAUGAAUGGAAACAAGGAGGGCGUGACGCCCACCAAGAUGAACACAUGGGACAAAAGCACCAACUCGGCCAAUCGUAUCGACCUGUCCGCCGUGUAGAAUCAUUUCUGUCUGUGGCAGGAGAGCAAUCCGCAGCUCCCGAGUGUAGAAUGAAAAACACUGGCCAGACUAUUCGCCCACUAUGUUAUGCAAUGAAUUGGACACUCAUCCACUCAAGUGAAAGUGAUACCAAAGGAGAUGUUGUGUAGCUGAAUAAUAGCUUCACCUUUAAAGACAAACAGACUGUAAGGACUUUGCCUUAUUAUUGUCUCAUAAAAACAUAUUGUGUUCCCAAAAACAAGAGCAGGGAUUUCUAAUGAGGUCAGCGAGAGUCUUAGCAUCCAGGAGUUCGGUUCAGGGUCUGGCAACAUCGCUCUGAGUAGUGGAGCGUCUGGAAUUGUCUGUUGCAUGGUCCUUGGUACCAAACAAAAUUUCGUUGUAUCACUACAAUGACAAUAAAAACCUCUUUAUCUCUUAUCUCUUCUGUAUAUUGCAGUUGAUUUACUAAUUGGCAAGAGUUUAUGUAACAGAAUAGUUCAUUUUGGAAAAUACACUUUUUUCAUUUCUUGCUGAGAGAUGUCUGUUCAGUGAAUAUGAAGCCACUGCCAGCAGCUGAUUAGCUUAACUUAGCACAAAGAAUGGAAACAGCUAGCCUGCCUCUGUCAAUAAUCAACACAUCAUAUAACAAAGCAGAUGUGUAAAAAUGACACAUUGUGGAUUCACGGUUAUGUGCCAGACUAGCAAACUAUCUGUUUCCCCUACUUCCAGAAUUUGUGCUAAACUAAGUAAUCUGCUGCUGGGGGCAUAUUCAACAUACAGACAUGAGAGUAGUAGCAACCUUUUCAUCGAACUCUCUGCAAGAAAGCAGAUAAGCUUUAAUUAAGCAAUUACAUCUGCUUUAAUUUACUUGCAAAAAAUGUAACAUUAGAGAUUAUAAGUAUUUUCAGGGUAUGGUAGGUUACAAAUAGGCUACAUAAACUUAAAGUAAAUUUUCCUAAAUUGUAUUAGAUUUGUGCCUUAAAAAUAAAGACAUAAUGAUUUCACCAGCUGUUCAGAGUAUUCAUUAUCAUAAAGGUUCAUGCAGCUUUAAUCCAAUGUUGGGGGGCAGUGCAACACAACAACUGCAUGAUAACAAUGGAUGAAGCAGCAGGGUAAUUCUGAUAUAAUGUAUUUAUUUAUUUUGUGAUUCUGUAUAAUUUCUUCUGCAAAGUGUCACAGCUCAUCAAUCGGUAUAUGUUCUCAUGUUAAAUUCUGUCUAUUUGUGUGUUUUCUCUUGAAAUGAACGAGUAUAUUUGCAGUACCUCACAUCUUAGUAAGCUGCAGUAUUUAAUGCUUUUUGAGGAAUAGUGAAUACUGAUUGUGUGUUUUCGACACAAUUCUGUGAAGUCUUAUGGCGUCUUUAGCUAUUUCUAUUGCUGUCUUUUACAUUUUCAUACAUUUUUUGUACAGUGAAAUAUGUUCUACAACUUAAUAAGGUUGCUUUUUUUCUUAAAUACUGUGAGAAUGGAGGGAGAUGGCAUAUUUUAAAAUGUCAUUGAUCUUACACUGUACCAACUUUAAGUUUCCUAAAACAGGAUUUACUGUAAGUCACUCUGCGCUCACUUUCCAUGUCAAAUUUAAUGUUAAAUAUUUCAAUA
Molecule: messenger RNA, 4634 nt
Organism: Anarrhichthys ocellatus (wolf-eel)
Lineage: Eukaryota; Metazoa; Chordata; Actinopteri; Perciformes; Anarhichadidae
Gene: adgrd1
Product: adhesion G protein-coupled receptor D1
Exons: 26
Coding region: 301-3057 (918 amino acids)
Biological process (GO): cell surface receptor signaling pathway; adenylate cyclase-activating G protein-coupled receptor signaling pathway
Cellular component (GO): plasma membrane
Molecular function (GO): G protein-coupled receptor activity
Source: RefSeq, a predicted model, not a curated record